CCAAUCGCCGCCGAAAAUUGUGUUUAUUUAUAAUUUUUAGAAAUGCAAAAUCAAACAGAGGAGGAAUCGUUUCAGUCGCAAGCGCUUGAGAUUCAGGAGCCGGAUGAGAACUUUAAUCCCCAGAGGCCGCCACAAACUGGAGAGGAGUAUCUGACGCACAUGCUCUACGAACGCAAACGUUGUCCGGCAGUUGUAACCAAACGUUCCGCCAAAAUCAAAAACAAUGUGGUCAACAACGGAUUUGAGAUGCCAGUCAGCCCACCCCUUCCGCCACACAAGUGCCUGUUGCCCACGCCAGAGUGGAGGGACGCUCAAGUGACCAGCUUUAAGGAGGCACGCACUCGGGUUAUCAGAUUGCGGACGGAACUGCAUGCCCAGAACUACGAGCAGAAUAUUGAGCCACCGCUGACCACAGACGUGGACAAAUGGCUGGUGUUCUGUCAGGAGCAGCAGCCGCUGUUGAGCACAUUGAUCCGUCUAAGCCAAAGCGACUUGGAGCUGCUACUGGAGAUGCUGAGCAAGUGGCUACAACAGCCAGAUGAAUCGCCGGUUCCAACUGAUGAGGCGAGCACCUCCUCCUCCGGGAAGCAUCUCGAUUUAGUGGAGGACUCUUGGAUGGCUCGCUGGCUGUAUGCCACCUUGGUGUGCCUGCAUCUUCCCCUGGAGCCGCAUGUGUUCAGCACACUGCGGUACAUAGGACGCUCUUGUGUGCUGCUGCGCAAUGAGUUGCAGGAACAGGAACUGGAACGAGCAGCGCCUUAUAAUCUUAUUAUUACACUCAUUGUCCUGGUCUUUGCCCAAUCCGAUUUUGCAGUCUAUAUCUAAGUUUAAGUUUAUUUUUAAUAUAUAAGAGCAAAUAUUUG
This is a messenger RNA of Drosophila innubila, 863 nucleotides long. RefSeq names its product protein Gemin2 (gene Gem2). Gene Ontology annotation, biological process: spliceosomal snRNP assembly; spliceosomal complex assembly. The transcript is spliced from 2 exons. Bases 43 to 825 code for a protein of 260 amino acids. The record is from RefSeq and is a predicted model, not a curated record. Gene Ontology annotation, cellular component: nucleus; spliceosomal complex; SMN complex. Lineage: Eukaryota; Metazoa; Arthropoda; Insecta; Diptera; Drosophilidae.